Achroia grisella is the source of this 1601-nucleotide messenger RNA. RefSeq names its product WD repeat-containing protein 55 homolog. The coding region runs from base 180 to 1328 and encodes 382 amino acids. NCBI's taxonomy places the organism in Eukaryota, Metazoa, Arthropoda, Insecta, Lepidoptera, Pyralidae. The transcript has 5 exons. Gene Ontology annotation, molecular function: protein binding. The record is from RefSeq and is a predicted model, not a curated record.
AAUAAUAAAGAUGCCUAUUAAUUUUCGUGAUUAUGAUAAAAAUUCUUCCGAUGAAAGUGAUACUAGUGAUCAAACCGAUGAAGAGUCAGAAAAUGGUACUUAUACACAACAAAAUAAUUAAUAUUUGACACUGCAAAUUCAAUAUCAUAUUGGAAGUACGUUGUAGGAAGUUAAAUAGUAUGGAUUAUGAAAAUGACAAUCUAAAUGAAACAAUAGUGAAAGAAGAAAGUACAAAUCAGGAUAAGGAGAGCGAUGAUGAUGAUGAUGAAGAUGAAGAUGACGAAGUAGUUAAAGCAAUAAAAGCAGAGAAAAAUAAACCUCGUGAUCAUCCACCAACCAUUACAUCCGAAGAUUUUAUUGUCGAUAUCUCCUUUAGUCCCAUUAAGAAUUUAAUAGCUAUAGCUAACAUUGUUGGUGACAUACUAUUAUAUGAAUACAGCAAUGAUGAAACCAAACUUGUAAAUACAUUGGAGUUACAUUUGAAAGCUUGUCGGCAAGUUGAGUUUGAAAACAAUGGCCUCACACUAUACAGCACAGCUAAAGACAAGGUAAUAAUGGCAACUGAUGUUGAAACAGGAAAAUUAAAGACAUGCUAUGAAAAUGCACAUGAUGAACCAGUAUACAGUUUAAAAUGUUUGGAUGAGGGAAAAAUUGUUACAGGUGAUGAUGGAGGUAUCGUAAAAUUAUGGGAUGUAAGAAAACCUGAUCCUAUAUUCAGUCUAAAAAUUAGUGAAGAUUAUGUCUCUGAUAUGAUUAGUAAUGAAGUUCAGAAAUAUUUAGUUUGUGCAGCUGGCGAUGGUGUGCUCACCUCUAUUGAUUUAAAAGCAAGUAAAAUUUAUAGCACUUCUGAAGAAUAUAAUGCUGAAUUAACAUGUAUGGGACUUUUCCGAUCCGAAACAAAAUUAUUGGUUGGAUCAUCAAAAGGAAAACUUUAUUUAUUCAAUUGGAAAGAGUUUGGUUUACAUAGUGAUGAAUAUAUUGGACAAAAGCAUUCUAUUGAAUGCAUGAUACCAAUAACUCAAAAUGUGGUGGUUACUUCUGGGGAAGAUGGAAUGCUGAGAGCUACACACAUGUUCCCCCAACGCCAUUUGGGUAUAGUGGGCCAACAUCGGUUACCAGUUGAAUGUAUGGAUAUAAGUCAUGAUGGUCAAUACAUUGCAUCUAGUUCACAUGAUAACGAUGUGAAAUUUUGGAACAUCUCAUAUUUUGAAUCUAUUGAUAAAAUAAUUAAUGUUAAUCACAAACAAAAUAAAAAGAAGGACCUCAUUAACAAUUUGCCAUCAAGUAGUAUAAAAAAUGCAUCAGAUUUUUUUUCAGGACUAGUAUAAAUUGUCUUAAUUAAUUUGACGCUCUAGCAGUUUAACACACUGCCUCACGAUUCCUCGAACGGUACAAAGAUUUGUAUUUAUGACUGUCUGCGUUUUCUAUGUAAAUAUGUAUAUAUUACAUAAAAACCGUAUCUAUAUUUAUAUCAGUUGAGCAGUGCGCAUAACAAAAACUUUGAUUAGCUUGGGAACAGAUUACGCUAUGUGAAUAGUACUCAGAUAUUAUUAUUAUAUACAACAAUUAUUAACGAUAUAAAUAACUAAUUAAGAGUUAUG